Thermothelomyces thermophilus ATCC 42464 is the source of this 1585-nucleotide messenger RNA. RefSeq lists its product as uncharacterized. Gene Ontology annotation, molecular function: calcium/calmodulin-dependent protein kinase activity; ATP binding. NCBI's taxonomy places the organism in Eukaryota, Fungi, Ascomycota, Sordariomycetes, Sordariales, Chaetomiaceae. Gene Ontology annotation, biological process: cellular response to oxidative stress; protein phosphorylation. The transcript has 6 exons. The record is from RefSeq and is a predicted model, not a curated record. Bases 247 to 1458 code for a protein of 403 amino acids.
AUUUUUUCGCCGCAUCUCGUGCGAUUCCGCUUCGCCCAGGCCCUGCUUCUCCGCGCGAAAGCCAGGCCUGCAACACAAUACACAGCCAAGGCACGACCCAGUCUACCAGCGACAACGCAUCUAGGACGGAAUCCUCGUAGCGGCCAAGCCUCGCGCAGUCCGUUACUCGACCCGAGCUGACCAUUUUUUUCUUUCCUUUGUCGGUUGAACCUUCAUUUGGGCUUUUCUCCUGCAAAGCUCGCAACCAUGAGCUUCGCAAACAUGCUCAACCGCCUCCAUGGGCAACCCGAAAGCUACGAAAAGAAGGCGAAGUACCGCUUUGGGCGCACCCUUGGCGCCGGCACAUAUGGUAUCGUCAGGGAGGCAGAGGGCCCCGAUGGUCGGGUCGCGAUCAAGAUCAUCUUGAAGAAGGCCGUCCGCGGCAAUGAGCGUAUGGUUCUCGACGAGCUGGACAUGCUCCAGCGGCUUAAGCACCCGCACAUUGUCAAGUUUGUGGACUGGUUUGAGUCGAGAGACAAGUACUACAUCGUCACCGAGCUGGCGACUGGCGGAGAGCUGUUCGACAGAAUUUGCGAAAAGGGCAAGUUCACUGAGAAGGAUGCCUCUCAAACCAUCAAACAGGUCCUGGACGCCGUCAACUAUUUGCACAAGAACAACGUCGUUCACCGCGAUCUCAAACCCGAGAACCUCCUGUACCUCACUAAGGACCCGCACUCGGAUCUGGUACUGGCCGACUUCGGCAUCGCGAAGACGCUCGGAACCAAGGACGAGGUGCUGACGACGAUGGCUGGUUCGUUCGGCUAUGCGGCGCCCGAGGUGAUGCUCAAGCAGGGCCACGGCAAGCCCGUAGACAUGUGGUCGCUCGGUAUCAUCACCUACACCCUACUCUGCGGCUACCCGCCUUUCCGAUCCGAAAAUGUCCAGGACCUGAUUGAUGAGUGCACUGCCUGCCGUGUGGUAUUCCACGAGCGCUACUGGAAGGACGUCAGCCAGGACGCCAGGGACUUUAUCUUGGGACUGUUGCGACCGAAGCCGGAAGAUCGCUGGACGAGCGAGCAAGCCCUCGCCCACACCUGGCUGAGCGGCAAGAACGCUACCGACCACAACUUGUUGCCCGAGAUUCGCGCCUACCUCACUCGCGCUCGGUUGCGGCGCGGUAUUGAGAUGGUCAAGCUCGCCAACCGCAUCGAGGCGCUCAAGGCGCAAGAGGAAGACCCGGAGAACUCUGAUAUGCCCAAAGACGCCACGUCAGCAGCGGACCAAUCGCGCCUUACAUCUUCCUCUAACGCCAACGAUAGCUCCGCCGCCGGGAAUGCUAGCGGCCAAGGCGGCAAGCGCAAUCUCUCCAAGGCGGUGAAGAGUGCCAUCUUCCGCGAAGUGGUCCUGGCCAAGGUGCGAGAAAUGAAGGAGCAGGAGCAGACUCUCAAGGUGACCGAGGAGGCGUCCAAGAUGGCUUGAAGGAGAGGAAUCGAGACCGUCUCGGGUUUGAUUUUGAAAAUACACAUAAGACUUCGAGAGAAUAUGGAAGGGGGGAAGGGGAUAGGUUCUGUUUUGUGAAGGGUUCAAAAUGUGGGGACUUAGCUUU